AGUCUUCUUAACACCUCCUUCUUGCCAACGCCUGGUAGUUGGGUUUGGCUGCGCCGGGAGGGUGUUUUGUGAGCUGAGCGUCAGUCUCCAGGUUUUCUUGUCCUCCCUUUUCCUUCCUCCGCCGGCCAGCGGCUCGCACGGUUUUUGGUGCCAGCUGUGCAUUUGAAGCCAACUGCAGUUUGUCACCUUUAGAUCACCUCUCAGCAUCCCUUCCUCUCCCAGUUUCUCUCCUACACCCCAACUCACACUCAAGCCAUGGACAAGACCGAGCUUAUCCAGAAGGCCAAGUUGGCUGAACAGGCUGAACGCUACGAUGAUAUGGCUGCCAGCAUGAAGGCAGUGACAGAGUGCGGGAAUGAGCUGUCCAACGAAGAAAGGAACCUUCUAUCUGUAGCCUACAAGAAUGUGGUUGGUGCACGGAGGUCGGCUUGGAGAGUAAUCUCAAGCAUUGAGCAGAAGACAGAUGGCUCCGACAAGAAGCUGCAGAUGGUUAAGGAGUACAGAGAGAAAGUAGAGAGCGAGCUGAAGUCUAUAUGUGAAGCUGUUCUGGCCCUGCUUGAUAAGUUUCUGAUCCCCACAUCCACCCAGCCAGAGAGCCAGGUCUUCUACCUGAAGAUGAAGGGAGACUAUUACAGGUAUCUUGCUGAAGUGGCGACCGGAGCUGACCGAACUGCCGCGAUAGAAGAUUCCCAAGCCGCUUACCAGAAGGCGUUUGACAUCAGCAAGCAGGACAUGCAGCCAACGCACCCCAUUCGCUUGGGUUUAGCCCUAAACUUCUCUGUAUUCUACUACGAGAUCCUUAACAGUCCAGAGAAGGCCUGCCUAUUGGCCAAAACCGCUUUUGAUGAAGCUAUUGCAGAACUUGACACCUUGAACGAAGACUCUUACAAAGACAGCACCCUCAUCAUGCAGUUGCUUAGAGACAACCUUACAUUAUGGACAUCUGACACUGCAGGAGAAGAAAACGAUGCCGCAGAACAGCCCGAAAACAACUAAACAACCGGGCGCAUCUCCCCGAAGAACCCUUUUUACACGUCUCCAUUCCUUACUGCUCCACGUGGAUUUCCUAUAGCAAAGAAAUUCCAUCCAUCUGUUAUGGAAAUCAAGUUUAUAGUCUUUUUCACACUGCAGCUUUGGGGAAACUCCAUUCCUUUCCCCUUUACCCCUCCCUGAUAUAUAUUUUUUUUUUAUGUUUUGUCAAUUUUUUUCUGGUGUGCGGUUACUGCUGUAGAAAAAGUGUUAAUGGUUCACUCCUGUAAAAAAAUAAAUAAAUAAAUGCACAUAAGUAACUUCCAGACACUUAUGUAGAGGACUUAAACGCCUAUCUGGUAUCUAAAUAAAUAAGAAGAAAUUUGGAACCACCAGUUUCUGCAAAUGACUUUUUUUUCUUUUUUGUAUUAUAAUGUAAAAUGUAUGGAACAUGUAGUUUAAAAGCUGCAAGCGACCUUUAUCCCCCACCUGCCCCCCAAUACGGAAUUUUUAUUUUGUGGGGUGUUCUUUCCAAUAACACACUUAGGUUUCGGUCUUCACUGUGUUGCCCCUCUGUUUUUGUUUGGGUUUUUUUUUUAAACAAAUGUCAAAUGUUCUGGUGUAUUCUGGGGUACUUUUUAAGAUUUGGGUGCUUCUCUUGUAACCAGAUUGCUGCUGACAGGGCUUCAUUGUGUACGUGACAGCGGCUAUGGGGUUAUUGUAUCAGAAGCUGCUGAUAUUUGUGGACUUUUCUAACACCUUGUCAGUUUUAUUAUUUUUCUGUAAUUUUGGGGUUUUGUUUUGCUGCUGUUUGGUUUACAACUUCUGCCUCCUCCAAUAAAUCAUCAUUACACUCCUG
This is a messenger RNA of Spea bombifrons (plains spadefoot toad), 1828 nucleotides long. It is a transcript of the gene YWHAQ, whose product is annotated as tyrosine 3-monooxygenase/tryptophan 5-monooxygenase activation protein theta. The transcript has 6 exons. Gene Ontology annotation, cellular component: cytoplasm. NCBI's taxonomy places the organism in Eukaryota, Metazoa, Chordata, Amphibia, Anura, Pelobatidae. Gene Ontology annotation, biological process: signal transduction. Bases 256 to 996 code for a protein of 246 amino acids. The record is from RefSeq and is a predicted model, not a curated record.